AUGUUAAGAGUUUUAGGUUUUGGCUUAGGCACCAGCAUUCUCUUUAUCCCAGCUCUAUUCCUAACACGACAUCGCACAGUAAGCGCUGCCCAACGGACAAAGAAUCCCAACAUCGCCGUCAUUGGAGCAGGUAUCGGCGGCUCUAGUUGUUCUCACUUCAUUCGGGAACUUUUUGGAUCACAAGCUACCAUCGAUGUAUUUGAAGCGUCUGAUAGAAUCGGUGGCCGUCUAGCUACCGUGAAAAUUGCCGGUAAGAACUUCGAAUCCGGAGGAUCUAUAAUUCACCGUGACAAUAAGUACAUGGUGGGUUUCGUGAAGUACCUAGGUAAGUUUACGAAGGGUUUCUGCUUUGGGGUAUCCCUUACAUAGCCACACCGGCCCCCAAUGGAUGAGUGAAGUAAACUUUAACCCCUUUUAACAAAGAAAAAUAAUUAAAGUACCAACACAGCAUCCCCCUCAGAAAUAAUAAUCAUUUCUCAUAUCCUUCGGAAAUAUUCCAAGAACCCCUCAGAAAUCUCACCCAUUUAACGGGGAGGAGGGUGGUGGAAACAGCUGUGGAAAUUAAAUGGCAUGGCUAUGGCAGCUUAUGAUGCCUUUGGAUAAAGCUGUGAGUGAGAAGUAGCCACUAGUCUUGCCAGCUGGGGAAAGAGGCCAAAAAUACUCGCAGUUUUUUCCCUUUUGACCACAAUAACAUGGGCCUAGUUGGUUGAAGGUCAAUGAGUGCUACACUGUAAUCUGGGGGUAAACUUCAAAAUAAUCCACCUUUUUCUUCUUUUUUCAAAAGUAUUUUCUCAGAUAAGUAUAAUUUUGCCUAUUCUUUUUAGAGCAUUCAAUUACCAAAUUGUACACGAAAAGAAUUAAGCUCACUGAAUUUGGUUUCAAGCUUUCCUAUCUGAAUUCAAAUUUCACAUUAACCUUGCGUUAUCGAUACCCAGAUUUGAACAACCUAGCCAUGGUCCAAGCAGAUAAUAUUUUUCAGUUUGGGGGACUGUAUACAAGACACUAGGAAACUUUUGCUUUAACUUUUGAGUUAACCCACUUUCUCUCUCAUAACUCGGUAUUUAUUCACCUGAUGUUGCCUUUUUUUUGUCCUACAUGUACCAGAAACAGUCAUUACCAGCCUGAAUUCAUUCAGUUGCUGUACCAGAGUGAGAAUUUCAUUCUGGUGCGAGAUCUUACAACACCAGUAUCAUUUAAUGAACAACGAUUCAUUUUGAUUUGAAAUCGGCCUCCUAGUGGACUGAAACCUCUCUCCUCCACAGAGGUUUCCACUGGGUGUCUCAAUAAAAAUAAAUUAAGCCUCCCUACGACGCAAAGAGGUCCCUGCUGAGGAGAGAGAACUGAAACGGCCAGUGGGUAAUUUUUGUUAACCCUUUGGGUCCUAAGAGUGACCAACAUUGAUUUUCUCCUAACAACAUCAGCAGAUCAUCAAGAGUAAAGGUUAUGAGAAUUACUAAAUUGAUUACCAAAGGGAGAGUGCUUUGAUCUUAAACCAAAUUCUCUCAAUUAUUCUUAAAAGAAAUGUGUGGAGAUCAGUCUGGAGAAUUUAUAUGUGGAUCUCAGGGCUGAUAGGGUUAAUCCAGGAUGGUGUGGGACAAGGAGAAAACUUGUAAACAUGUAAAUGUGACCUACAAACUUAAGUAGUCAUACUGGUAUGGAACUACUGCUUGUGCAAGUUUUCUCAUGUAAACACCCUCUCACUUGUUAUUCCAAUGGGUCAUAUUUUUGAGACAUGAAUAUUUUAUAGAAAUAUAUGAAAUGAAUCAUAUUUUGAACUGUGGAUAAGGAUAUGAAAGUGAACAUGAUCCUUGCAGUUGAAUGAACAACCUAAUUGGUUAAAAGGAACCUGAAAAAAUUCAGGCUGCAAAUUGAACCCAUGUUCAUUUUCACAUUUUUUGGGACAGCUGGCUGUUUCAUCUUUGCAUCACAUGUGAAAUGUGCCUGACUUGCUGUUAUUUUCUCACCAAAGCUGCUGAGCCAGCAUGCCACUGUCUAUGUAUGACAUAAGUGGGUCCAUGUUUAAGGCUUCUAUUAUUUUUGAUGUCCUGAAAUAAAUUGGCAAAAAUCUUCCAAAUUUAGACAAUGCUAACUGCAGUUCAAGUUCAAGUUCAUUUAUAUUCACGCUUAUUUAAUUGCAAGGCUGUGCUCUAAAAGCCUGAUAGCUCUAAACUUACGAAUUUUGGGUAACCUGUAUUAAGUUUUAUAACCUGCUUUGUAGCUUGUGGCAUAUAAUAAUAUAAGACUAGAGCUUUGUGGAGGUGUGUGUAGCUGAGCAGUUAACACCUCGAACUCUGGAUCUAGAGGUCCAGGGUUCAAGCUUCCUUCAUCAUGUUGUUUCCUUAGACAAGGAACUUCACUCCACUUUGUCUCUGUUCACCUUGGUGUAUAAAUGGUUACUGGUGACAUACUGCUGGGGGGUAACCCUGUGAUAGAGAAGCAUACCAUCCAGGGGGAAGUAGAAAUACUCCUAGGUAUAUGCUUCAUGCUAAGAAAACCAGGAUAAGCUCUGGCCGUUUAGGCCUAUGGCUUAUGUGCACCUUUACCUACCUUUAAUUUUUUAUAGCUUGUAAGUUUUGCAUAGAAGCUAACUAAGAUUUCCUUGUUACAGAAAGUCAACAGUAAGUUGCCAGAGCCACCAGGCUGUGCUAAUGUUGUCUUGGCACUGUAUUUAUAAAUGGUCUGACACAGGGGUCACACCUGGGUCUGACAUGCUCUUUUUUCCUGAGUUCGUUGCAUUUUACAAUCACCAUCAUGUAAAAAUUAAACUUUACAGGAAUAAAUACAUUAUGCUGGGCACCCUAGAUUUUACAGUUUAAGAGCACUGGGCUCCCUUUAAUUUUCCUUAGAGCACAGCCUAAUUAGCCUUACAUUCAAGAAGUUACAUAAAUUAAUUCAUAUAAAUGGGUUGAGAGUUAGCUGCUUGAUGCCACCAUCAAAAGCUUCACCCAUAUGGACCAUUGGGUAAUAUUUAGUCAGCCCAGCCCUAAGAAACAAUAUAUGAUAAAAACUUUUAAGCUUUUUACAGAAAUAUAGCCACAAUCAAACCUGCUAUGUUUAGAUCUUUCUUGGUAGAAAAUGUUUCCUACUAUUUCUCUUCACAAACAGGUUUAAAAAAACUUGAGAGUAAUGAGGCAGACGCUCUUCUGGGGAUUUACAAUGGUGAUGAAUUUCUGUUUUAUGGUAGCAGGUGGAAAAUCUUAAAUUAUAUCAAACUUAUUUGGCGAUAUGGAUUAUUCGAUCUCUACACCAUGGACAAUUUCAUCACUAGUAUGUUAAAGAACUUUUCAAGUAUUUACAAAUUUCAAGAAAAUCACCAAGCAUUCACAAGCGUACCUGACAUGCUGAGAGCUAUGGGUGCAAAUGAGAUGUAUGAGUACACACAGCAGACAACAAGACAGACACUGGAGAAGAUCAGUCUCAACCCCACUUUGAUUGAUGAGCUAGUGACAGUUGUCAUGAGGAUCAAUUAUGGUCAAGAUGUGACUUUGAAUGGGUUUGCAGGUAUGGAAGAAAUACAGUUGAACCUCCAUUAUGCGGUCACCCGAGGGGUACCGGCAAAUGGUUGCUUACUAGAAUUUCAUCAUAAACAUACAUAAUCUUUAGGGGAAGCAUCACUUUUUUUGUGAAAGAAACACUCGAAGGGAGCAACAAUACUGGUCCACGAUUGGUCAUCACAUCGGGCUGUAUUUUCCUUCAUCAUUUUUUUAAAUAAAGCCGAACUAAGUGUAUUAAGCACUUGAUGGCUGCUUAAUAGAGGUGACAACAAUGGGAGAACUCUCACUGGAAUGGCCAAGAGGUGGCAGGGGCUGCUUAAUAGAGGUGUCCCCUUAGUAGAGGUUAAAGUUCUCAUUCUUUUCUACAAUUAUUAUCUUGGGACUUUGACUAUUGGCCUCUUUGUAGAGGACGGCCGCUUAAUGGAGGCUGAACUGUAUAACUUACAGCAAGAAAAUGAUAAGGUUGACUGCAAUUAGUCAUGUAUAGAAGUGGCUAGAAGAAGACUUUCAUAGAGUAAUAAUAAUUUAGCUUCUUGUUAUGCAGGCAACUCAAGUCAAAAGUUGGUAGUCCCUCCCAUAAAAAUUCAUAACAAGUCAUGACCUCAGUGGGGGAGCCUCAUGCAGGGCUUCCACAGAGGUGUCCUGUUUUUCUCUGAGCUGAUCUUGAUUAUAUCCUUCUAAAUUAUUAUGCAAACGUUUAUUUCUGGAAGUUAAUAGUUAAAAAUUAAUUAUUCCUUUUUUGAUCAUGUAUUGGGGCUGUCGCUGAGGGAUGGCAGCUGGGGAUUUCCCAUGGCUUCUAUGAGCAUGACUAUCUGAAUUUGAGGAUUAACUAAUGUGACACACUUUGUGAGUUAAGGCCUACCUCUCAGAAUCACUUCAUGUAUUUGGAAGAAAUGACUCCUGGUUACUUUCAUUAGAAACCAGAAGGAAAAAUUAUAGAGCCCAUGGAAAUUCCUGGCUGUUCCACUCCCCAGCCACUAAUUGCAAACACCUGGCAACUUGCAACAGCCCCUCAUGCAUUGUUAGUUUAGUGAACUUGCCUAAACUCAAACUGCGUAAUAUAAAGGCUUGGUCAACAGCUAUACCAUUGCUGUAAGGUUAAUUUGUUGAGUGGGAAAUUUUGAAGCUAUCUUUAGGCAAUGUUUACAUUGUCAUAUUGGUCUGAUACAAAUGUACUGAGUACAGCAAAGCACAACAGAGUUGCGAACUAUGUGACUGAAGGUUUUUUAUGUUUGUUAAAGUUAUAAACAGACAGUUAUUACUGCAAGCUCCCAGGUGAGCAACAAACUCAUCUUUGGGACUCCUGUUGUUCCUUGGGUGUCCUGUCACUAGAAAACCAUCACUAACUCGAUGUUUGUGUCAGAAUGAUCUUUAGCAGAAAUGGUCAGCAGUAUCAUUAUAACUUAAUUUAAAAUUCUAACACUCCUAUUGCACUCCUAUUGCAAAAUUUUUGUACUAAGUUUUGAAUACUCUGGCGCAUGCAACAGUUUCGAGUUAUUUUCGUACGACUGUAAGCUAGGCAAUGAAGACCCAAACCACAAAGGAGUCAUGAUGUGUGAUGUGUAGUCCUUUAUCCCAUAUAAACUAUUACUUGACCCAUUAAAAGGGUCUGUUAAAUAUUAUUAGCUUUUUGAGUAGAUACUGGGUAAAUGAAAAAAACAUUUGGCUAUAAAAAAACUGUGAUAAAACUUUUCUUAAAGACAUUAUAAGGAAUUUUAAAAGAAACUUUUAAAAGAUGUGGAUGCUUUGACAGUCUCUGACAUCGUCAAGUCAAACUAGCAUAUACAUGUUCUAUAAAUGGAUGAUAAACAGUACAUCAUUAAAAAGAAAAGUACCAUAUUUAAUAUGUUACAAGUUAAACAAAGAGUUUCACACUAAUGGAGUCACCUUGUGUCUUGAAACUGGGCCUUAGUUCUUUGAUGCAUAAUGUCUCGUAAAUGAGGCAGUCAUCUGCUCCCAGCAUUAUAACGACAUAUUUGUAACCUCUAGUUUAUUUAUGAUAGGAGCAGUGUCAUUGGCUGGUUCACAAGGAGGUUUGUGGUCAGUUGAAGGCGGAAACUGGAGAGUCUGUGAUGGUUUGCUUUCCAGCUCCAAAGCAACAGUGUACAAGAAUACCAGGGUAACAGAAGUAGUAAAAAACAACAAUGGCGGUACUGAAAGGCCUGUCUACACAUUAAAAGGUGAUGGCAACAUUCCAGACAAACAAUACGACAUGGUGAUUGUUGCUGCCCCAUUAGAAAUUAGUAGCUAUUUCUUUGAUUGUAAAGGCUGCAGAAACUGGCCCUCUCCUAAAGAACUGGGUGAAUUCUGGCGCACAGUGGCAACUUUUGUGCACGGCCAAAUCAACUUGACGCAUUUUGGGUUUGGAACUGAAAAUGACAUCCCAGAAGUGAUUGGCACAACAGAGACCCCUAAAAAUUAUUUUAACAGCAUUGGCAAGCAACAACCUGUUGAAAACAGGACUGAGGAGGAUCCAAAGGGCACACCCAUUCGGAAAGUGUUUUCACGAUCAGAUCUCACUGAUUCUCAACUUAAUGAACUGUUCAGCAGUGUGAAUGAGGUCAAAGUAGUGUCAUGGCUGGCGUAUCCACACUUUACACCCCCUGAGAAAUUUUGGUCAUUUGUUCUGGAUGAUGGUGUCUUCUACAUCAAUGCCAUUGAGCAUUCCGCCAGUGCAAUGGAAAUGUCAGCAGUGAGUGCAAAGAAUGCAGCUUUGUUAGCACACCAGUAUUAUACAGGGAAAGCAUCUAAUGUCCCCCCAGAAAACAAGUCUUCUAAUACCACACCCAAGGAAGAACUGUAAUUCUGAGUGCUGUAAUAGACAAAGGUGUAUGAAAGACUUAAAAUUUAACAAAUUUACCCCUUUAUCAAAAAUACUGGUAAGGAUCUAAAAUGAAAAUUUAAAAAAAAUACCUUUUUUGUAAAGAAAAUGACUAGUACUAUGCAUGUAAACCACUUGAAAGUACUGAAGAGGUUUCUUUUUAAUGGUCACACCACAAGAUUUCAUCUACAAAUUCAAAAGUUAAAAUCAGCUUAUACACCAUCCAGAAAUACGUCUGCUGUUCGCAGUCUACAUAACAGAUAGUACCUUGUAAAAGCACAAAGUGUACAGCUAAUGAUAUUUUAUUCAAGCAUAUAACGCCACCUAAAAUAUAAUGACUGUUUCUUCGGCUGCUUCGUUUUUUGACUUUAGUGCUAAAGGAAAAGACUUCAGUGCAUCCAGUUCUUUCUUUAUACAUAUUUUUAUAUACAUUUUACUAUCCUACAUUACCAUACCUACAAAGAUAAUUACAUUUAAACCACUGUUACAGUCAAGGCAGGUCAAGCGUACCCCCCAAAAUUCUAUUAACAAAUUGAUUAUUUGAAAAUGACCCAUUAGUUGUUCCCGUAAUUGGUGUCGAAUUCAAAUCGGCAUGCGGAAUGAGCUCUGAAUAUUUUACGAGAACUUCUCUGUAUUUGGUCAGAUUGAAAAUCUUUGAAUGGAUAAAAUUGCUUCGAAGACAUUUACGUCAAAUUCAGGGAAACUGAGGUGGUAGAAAUUUUAUAACUGCCUCGCGUGUGAAUUCCCUGCUCAUUUAUUACGCAUACAAAAAU
Messenger RNA from Porites evermanni, 7088 nucleotides. Lineage: Eukaryota; Metazoa; Cnidaria; Anthozoa; Scleractinia; Poritidae. The record is from the annotation of a GenBank genome assembly.